This is a messenger RNA of Kwoniella botswanensis, 2574 nucleotides long. RefSeq lists its product as uncharacterized. Lineage: Eukaryota; Fungi; Basidiomycota; Tremellomycetes; Tremellales; Cryptococcaceae. The record is from RefSeq and is a predicted model, not a curated record. The transcript is spliced from 3 exons. The coding region runs from base 1 to 2574 and encodes 857 amino acids.
AUGUCAACUUACACGCCACCCUUACCGCCUGUCAUGUCUAGGGAAAAUUCCUCGGAAGAUCUUCACUUACCUUCUUCUUCUUCUGGUAAACCCAUGGGGGAUGCUGCAGACGUCGUAGCUCAACUAUCAAGAAGUCUGGAAGCUGGUCCAUCAAGAUUAUCCACCGCGUCAUCGUUGUUACAAACUCCCAAAAUUACAGGAAACAGGAGAGCUUCGAAAUCCGUUUCCGGAUCCAGACCUACACUCAUCGUCACCCCAGCAACAAGGACACAAUCAUACUACACACCUCAAGUCAAAUCUUCCGACUCAUUCCCCUCAUCAUCUUCUAUCCCUUCCAGUCCCAUCUUAGGACCUGGUAUCGUCAAGAGGAAAUCGUCUGUACCGAAUCUAGUUAGGAGGUAUACCACUCGCGAGGAAGAGGGAAUCAGUGAAUUACUGAAUGAAGAUCAUCUUGAACCUCCCAUGACUAGUUCGACAGGAAGCAUGAGUAAAGGCAAAGGGAAAGAGAAGGCUGUGGAGUCAAGAGCCAGAUCAACAAGUACAAGUAUCGUUGUACCUCAGACCCAAGAUUUGACUGAACAUUCAACUUAUAUCUUCCCCUCUUCAUCCUUUGGUCAAUCAUCGCUGAAUCAUGUCCCGGAACUCCCACCUUCUUCUCAAACUUGGUCAGGUUUGCCAUUAUCCCCUCCAUCAUCCGAUAGACCACUCGACACAUAUCCUCCUCCUUCGUCUUCUACAUCGUCGUCAUUUGUCAAAUCAGCUUAUGAAGUUGGAGAAUCACUCUUGAGUUGGGUUAAACCCAAGAAACAUCAACGAUAUGAUGGUUCUUCGGCGUACCGACGUGGAUCCGAUGACGAUUCUGAAAAGGGGUUGAUCGGGUCUGGGUCAGAUCAAGAUGAAGAAGACGACGGGUAUAGUGGUGGAAGAGCGAGUGGGGAGUCUACCAGAAGAGCUGGACCAGGGAAAUAUUGGGGUAUUUGGACUUCCACUGCCGAAGACCAGGAUCCAUCGUCUUCAUCGGAUAAUUACUUUACAUUACCACCCAGUUCACCAUUAGACCAAGAUGGAAACUACCCUCGAUUCCAAGCUGCCAUCAAUGGUGACUCCAAUUCUUUCCCUGCUACGCUACCUACACCUGCACUUUCGACUAAAUCGCUCUCUAGAGAUAAUUCAAAAGGCAACAAGCUGAGGAAAGUGUUCAGGUCAAGAGGAGGCGAUGGGAUAAUUCACGAUGAUUCUAGAGGAUGGUUGACGACGGUAUUGAAUGUUGGGGCAGGUCAAAGAGGUGGCAAGACUGCUGAAGUGUUGAAGGAAUUGGGUUGGACAGUUGGAAUUUUAGUAGGAGCAUUCUUCGUUUCUGCUGGUUUGGUUUUGUGGUUGAUCCAAAGUAUGCCAAUCACCACACUCAAACAUCUUCCUCAAUCCACUACGGACCUUCAACUGCUCUCUGCUGAAAUCAGAUCGUACAUGGCUUCUAGCAAUAACGGCUGGUGGCAUACCAUCGGAGUGCUUACGUUUGUUGGGUGCUGGAAACAUGCUUGGAGUGUACCUGGAGCGGUCAUCUUGAACAUCCUCGUCGGAUCUUUACUCGAUCCCAUGCCAGCUCUACUUCUCUUAACGAUCAUCACCGCAUCUGGCUCUCUCGGUGCAUACACCUUAUCAAGACCACUAGCACCCUUGAUUGCUGUGCUUUUCCCCAAACCACUAGCAUUGGUCAGAGCGGCCCUCGCACCGGAAACGAUCCCAACUCCAGCAACAGCCCAACAAGUUAUCGGAGAAACUAUCACCCCUAUUCAAGCAUCUUCUGACCCUUCUCAACCGGCUAUUGGAGGCCCCACCGAGAAAUCAACCGUAUGGCGACGUCUGCUGAUCAUGCGAGCGAUGGGAUUCGUCCCUUGGUCAGGUAUGAACGUAGCCUGUGGGGUGGUCGGUGUAGAUUGGAAAGUAUUUUGGCUCACAACCGCAGCGGGAAGCGCAUCUUGGUCUUAUGUCACUGCCUCGGUCGGUCAUAUAUUAUCAAGAUUGAAAGUACCUACUCAAGCUUUAGCCAACUCGGGCGUGAUCAGCGAAAAUUCCGGUGGUGAAUCUCUGACUAGUCUACUCAGAGAUCCGGUGUUAAUUGCCAAAUUGAUAUUCCUAUCCGGUCUGACAUUGUUGCCUGUUAUACUCAAGAGACGAAAUGGUGAGAACGGUAGCGGUGUAGAUGGUAUCGAAGAUGGUUUGAAUUUGAAUCUGGAUUCAUCAAUAUCGACUACACCCAGAUCAUCUUCAUCUUCUUUCGAAUUGAACGAAUUUACUUCUUCCUCCCCAUCAUCAUCCGGUACCCCCGGACCAACCAUUAUGACAAACCCCGCGAUAUCUGCUUUGAGAUUGGUUGAUUUGCAUUCACCGAGUAAUGAAGGUCUACCACCGAUGUCACCUUUAUCUCAGAGUUUAGCGAAAUUCACACCUACCCCUAGAAUGUUUGAUCUCUUGAGUUUUGGAAGAACGGUGAUCAGGACCGGUCAGAGGGGGUUGGCCGGAGGUGUGAGGGGUGCCGAGAGGAUGAUCAGAGGUCAGAAUGGGACGAGUUAG